Molecule: messenger RNA, 972 nt
Organism: Rhinopithecus roxellana (golden snub-nosed monkey)
Lineage: Eukaryota; Metazoa; Chordata; Mammalia; Primates; Cercopithecidae
Product: 40S ribosomal protein S17-like
Exons: 2
Coding region: 508-915 (135 amino acids)
Biological process (GO): translation
Cellular component (GO): ribosome
Molecular function (GO): structural constituent of ribosome
Source: RefSeq, a predicted model, not a curated record
CCACCCUAAUGGCUCCACUUCCUUCCAUGUAAAGUGCUUCAAUGCUUGACAUUUAAGGCUCUUCACAGUCUAGUUCUGUUGGGGGCAGAGGUGUAAUGGACUUUAACUGAAGAAUGAAUAAUAACUAAAGACGAAAGAGAAAUACCUUGUAUACAUCCCUGUUCUAGGCAUUUAGGAUACGCCAUUGAACAAAAAAAGGCUGUCCUCAUGAAGCUUACAUUCUGGGAGUGUCUGGAGGAAGACAAUAAAAUGUCAAGUGCUGAAGAAAAGUAGCAGGGAUAUUACAAAGGAUAGAGAUGAACAGAUGCAUAGGGCCUAAGAGAGCUUCCAUGCCCUCUCUGGGUGCACCACCCUCUGGGAAUCUCUACUUAUUCAGCUGUCUGGAAGCUCUCCAUACCUCAUCCUCUUGGGCCUUUCAUGGAGACUUCAUUGGAUAGACAUGAACAAAGCAUGGACAACUGUGUAGAAAUGUGAUUGGACUUCCUCUUUUACCAAGGACCCGCCAACAUGGGCCACGUUCGCACCAAAACCGUGAAGAAGGCGGCCCAGGUCAUCAUAGAGAAGUACUACAUGCGCCUGGACAACGACUUCCACACGAACAAGCGCGUGUGCGAGGAGAUCGCCAUUAUCCCCAGCAAGAAGCUCCACAACAAAAUAGUAGGCUAUGUCACCCAUCUGAUGAAGCGGAUUCAGAGAGGCCCUGUAAGAGGUAUCUCCAUCAAGCUGCAGGAAGAGGAGAGAGAAAGGAGAGACAAUUAUGUUCCUGAGGUCUCAGCCCUGGAUCAGGAGAUAAUUGAAGUAGAUCCUGACACUAAGGAAAUGCUGAAGCUUUUGGACUUCGGCAGUCUGUCCAACCUGCAGGUCACUCAGCCUACAGUUGGGAUGAAUUUCAAAACGCCUUGGGGACCUGUUUGAAUUUUUUCUGCAGUGCUAUAUUAUUUUCAAUAAAUCUGGGACAACAAAAAAAAAAAA